AUGACGUCUACCUCGCGCGGUGCUGUGACGCUGCCGAUCUGGUCGGAGGGCACGACUGCCCGGCCUCAUGUCCUUCACAAGCACCUCACGGUCGACCAAGACAGAAUCGUGACGGUUUACAAGCACCAACGCCGAAAUUCUCCCACCAAAGACAUGCAUCUGAGCGAGCAGGACAUCGGCCCUGCCUCGCGGGCGAAGAGAGCUGGAAACUUCCGAGUCCAAUCGCCAAACGCAGCAGAUAUACAACCAGGCAAUGCAGCUCCAGACCAGCCUCGAUUCGAGGACCGAUUUUGGACCGAAAAGGCGUCAGCAGUGCCCGAAGAUUCGCCGUUUACAAAUCCCAAAGUGGUGAAAUCUACCAACAACUGGAAUAUCGGAAAGGGUUCCAUCGCCGCGGUGGUUAUCAUCUCAGUGAUCACAGUUCUGGGCCUCAGCUUCCUGGUCUACUGGUACAUCAACAGAGAAUGUAAAGAACGCCGUCGACGCCGAAUGCAAAUCUCUGAGAAUCUAUUUGACCAGUCGACCUUGACACUCGGCGAAGAGACAAGCAAGACGCUCGAUGAGUUUCUGAUGAGAGACGUCGAGCCGGAGCGCACAUCGGUCAUGUUCAGUCGCAGUCGCUCGCCGUCUAUCGCCAUCGUCGUUGACGAAAGCGAGCGUCGAAGGUCCAGGGCUUCUCGACACAGUUACGAUGCCUCGGUUCGCAGUCUCAUGAACCUGGAUCCGCUGGACCCGUUGGCCCGCAUGUCGACAGAUGAAGCGAGACCCAGCUUCAUUAUCUCGGAGUUGACCGAUUCUUCGAGUGGUCCGACGCAGACAACACCUAGCUUUUCAAACCGCAUGAAGACAACCUCAAGUUCCUCUAAAAGCCAAUCAGUCAAAUCGCAGCCGGCCCCAGUUGCCUCACCACGUCUUUCUCCUCACGCGUCCCCUCGUGCAUCCCAGUCCAUCUCGUCAGUCCUGCCAUCAACGAUGCGAUCUUCACAGCUCUGGGAAACUACCACAGCCGCUGCGACAUCAGCUACAGCGUCAGAGAAGCAGUCGCUUUUUUGGGAGGGGCAGAAAAGCUCGCGGACUUCACUCUCACUUGACGGCGGCUCUCAGUCUGCUUCUCACAAUCUCUCCAGCGAGGCCAACUCACUUUUUUCGUCUCGCUCACCGCAUACAUCCAAUGCUUCUCGUGCUUCUCGCAACUCGAGUCGUUGGUCUGGUCAGAGCCCUAUUCGCUCUCUUCCUUGGAUGAUCAAUGAUGCUGGACUGUCUCGUCGGAACCAUGAGAGGACGUAUAGCAGUCAGUCUCGGUCAAUCAACAUGUCGUCUAUUGCUGAAUCGAUGUGUAUGAAUGAUCAUGGUCACGAUCACGAUCACGAUCAGACACCGUCGGUUCUUCCGUCCCCUUCGCCUGUUUUCCACAUUUCCGAUGCGUCGUGA
Penicillium argentinense is the source of this 1431-nucleotide messenger RNA. RefSeq lists its product as uncharacterized. The transcript has a single exon. NCBI's taxonomy places the organism in Eukaryota, Fungi, Ascomycota, Eurotiomycetes, Eurotiales, Aspergillaceae. The record is from RefSeq and is a predicted model, not a curated record. Bases 1 to 1431 code for a protein of 476 amino acids.